This is a messenger RNA of Branchiostoma belcheri (Belcher's lancelet), 2029 nucleotides long. Its product is annotated as mitotic spindle-associated MMXD complex subunit MIP18-like. Gene Ontology annotation, cellular component: cytosolic [4Fe-4S] assembly targeting complex. NCBI's taxonomy places the organism in Eukaryota, Metazoa, Chordata, Leptocardii, Amphioxiformes, Branchiostomatidae. The transcript is spliced from 5 exons. The record is from RefSeq and is a predicted model, not a curated record. Gene Ontology annotation, biological process: iron-sulfur cluster assembly. Bases 9 to 500 code for a protein of 163 amino acids.
ACAAACUAAUGUCGCGUUCCAAAAUGUCGAGCCAAGAAAGGUUACAGAAUGCGAACCCGCAACUUUACGGGCGCACAUCUGAGCGCGAAGUGACGCCAGAGGAGCUGGAUGACGAUGUGGAGGAUAAGAUUGAUGCAAGGGAAAUUUUCGAUCUUGUCAGGUCUAUCAAUGACCCUGAACAUCCUCUGACCUUGGAGGAGUUGAAUGUUAUUGAACAGUCCAGAAUCACGGUUGAUGAGGACAACAACAACGUGUCAGUGGAGUUCACCCCCACAAUCCCACACUGCAGCAUGGCCACACUCAUUGGGCUGUCAAUCAGAGUUAAGCUGCUCAGGGCUCUACCAACCAGGUUCAAGGUUGAUGUACACAUAACACCAGGCACCCACCAGUCAGAGCUUGCAGUAAACAAACAGCUUGCAGACAAAGAGAGGGUUGCAGCAGCUCUGGAGAACCAACAUCUGCUGGAGGUGGUGAACCAGUGUCUCAGUACCAGGAACUGAACUACUCACAGCUGUUUUUGCCUUGAAGCUGCUGUUUAUCAACAGACUACUAUGGCAGGGCUUGUCAAGGAGGAUAGAAUGGCAGGCUUUUGAGACUGCAGUAUUAUCAAUAUCUUAAGUCAUGAUAUCUGUGUCACUGCUAAAGGAUCCUAAAUGUGAAAUAUGAAUACAUGUAUGUAGUUACAAUUGUGAACCAACAAGAUCGGUGUACAUCUAAAAAUUGUGCCAGAGAAGUUAGAGCUGUAUAAAGCAGCAUUGAGGAAAAUCCAUGUAUUAUAUGUACAGUUGUCGGUGUUUAAAUGCACUUUUAGUGAGGAAAUCUGUCUGAUAUCAACAUUUACUGUCAUUACUGCACAUUUUCCUCAUCAUUUCAUGCAUGAAGUGUUUAUUCUGAUUGUAUCAAGUUGAUUAAUUUUGUUGGCAUGGUACACCUUUGCUCACUCUGCCAAAGGUGUUAGAAAUCCAUGUCCAAUGGACUCUUGUUUUUGUUUGCCAUUUAUCACAGAUAUUUGCUCAUUUUGCAGCUCCUUUGUAAGAGUUUGCUGUCAGCUACAUGUAUUUGCAAUAUGGUUGCAGUACUGCAGUUGGCCAUAUGGUGUCUCUUUUGAACCGUGUGGAAUGUGUGCAAGUUUGCCAUGAUCAUAAUGGUUAAGCUGCAAUUAGUUAGGUGAGACGGGCUGACUAACCCAAUUGAUUGAUGGUUACUUGAUUGAAACAAUGAUCAUUGCAAUAUCCAACCUGAACCGGAAAAUAAAAGGGAGACACUGCAACUUUUUAUUGUACCCAUUGGUUAGUUACUUUAUUGACCUCAGAGUGUCAUGUUCACAGGUAUAAAGCUGGUGGGCAUACAUGCCUCUUCUGUAACCUCCAAUAGCAGUUCAAAUAUCACAGUUUUCUUUAAGUUAAUUUUCUGUUUGGUACACAGACACGGUUAUGACCAUUCUGUACGCAUGUUUACUUCAAGUUCAGAAACACUCUAUACAAUAUCCUUCCAAUACACAUCUCCCAAUACACAAUGAACUGUCUCCAGAGCAUAAGGUAUUAACCAGUCAAUUAACAUGUUUCUGAAUAUGCAUGCCCUUUGUGUGGAAGCGAAAAACAAUGACCAAUGCACUCAGCAAGAUUGGUUUAUGUAUAUUAUAGAAAACAGUGUACAAGGUAUAUGUACAGGGUAAGACAUUACAGGCUAUCCCACUUUCCUAAAGUAAGGAUAGAUAACCAUGAUGUUAAAAUUCACUGUGCUAUUAUCACUAUGUCUUGAUAAGACUUAAAUAUUCAAUAAUACCAGAAGUAGUGAAUAGCCACUUCUAGUGAAACACCAAUGUUAACAUUGCCAUCCAACAUGCCAUUUUGUUUGAUAAGAACAUAAAUAUAUAUAUUAUGGCACUGUACAUUUUUACAGCGGUACCAAUAAAUCAUUCAUUCAAACAAUCCAUCAGAUUACCAACCAACCCUCCUUACAUGUCUGAUAUGACCAAAAAGCCAGUAUCUGCUCUCACAGAUAACACAUUCAAGAAAUUUGAAAAAAA